Messenger RNA from Baudoinia panamericana UAMH 10762, 2838 nucleotides. RefSeq lists its product as uncharacterized. The record is from RefSeq and is a predicted model, not a curated record. Gene Ontology annotation, biological process: meiotic cell cycle; cytoplasmic microtubule organization; microtubule nucleation. The coding region runs from base 131 to 2614 and encodes 827 amino acids. NCBI's taxonomy places the organism in Eukaryota, Fungi, Ascomycota, Dothideomycetes, Mycosphaerellales, Teratosphaeriaceae. The transcript has a single exon. Gene Ontology annotation, molecular function: gamma-tubulin binding; microtubule minus-end binding. Gene Ontology annotation, cellular component: centrosome; spindle pole; gamma-tubulin complex.
CGGCAAGCACGAUGGUGUGGUUUCGAGGCGCGCUGUUCUUGACGUGUUCUUUCCAAGACACAUGUAUGCCUCCCUGUACCGAUGUACGCAAGCUGCUUCGCCGGCCCUCCUGUUGUAAUCAACAUGGUGCAUGGCACACCAUGUAGCAAUUGGCGAGCUCGCCGCUCGCCUUGUCACGAACAUAACCGGCAUUGGAAAGCAGAACAACAAGUUCGACAGAAUAUAUAAAGACACCGUGCAAGGCGUCAAAGACCACAGCUAUGCACGAACUAAUCAGUUCGAUAUCAAGGACCGUCUCGCUGGUCUUGUCGAGAAGUUCAGCAUUCUCAACCGCGAAGACCUGGCCCAAGCCCUGCAGUCGCGCCUUGACGAGCUGCCUUCAGACAAGAAGCUGCUACCAGAAUACUUAGCACUACUACUAGAGCUCUCGGACCGGCCAGCGGAGAAGUCGACACUCGAGAGUUUCAAUGCUGUCGAGAUUCCAAUCCCGCCAGCGACGCUUACGUGGGAGCAGAUCUUGAGCGAGGACCCUCCUACCGAUCCAGCCAUCUGGGAGGACGUCGAACGCGGCUACCAUUCAAGCGGCGACGAUGCCACUGUCGAUGACGAGCUUGAGUCUGAGCCUACCAACUCCACGCAAGCCAAUUCCCUAGACGAGGAGGACUUUGCGGCCCUUGCGCGUCUUCAUGUGAUCCAGCCCGAUCAUUCACUGUUAGGCGGCAUCCACGCAGCUGCCAGGGCACUUGGCACAGUUGCAGAACUAAAGCAAGCCUCCCGGACGGUGAAAGCCGUUACGGAGUUGACCGUUCUUCGAGAGACCCUGGCCAUGUUGCACGGUCUACCAACGUACUGCUUCAGUCUGAGUGACAAUGUAAUGUUCGCCAAUGCGGACCUUCGACUAGCGACUGCCGAGAAAAUAACGGUGCGAGACGCGCUCGACGAACUUGCUAGUAUCGGCACCAGCCUCUUAGCCCUACGUAAGUGGUGCAGGCAAGCGGAACAGUACGUGUUCAUCCAGUCGAUGCAAAGCUGCGUUCGACAACAUCUCAACCACAUGGACUUGCGAUUGGCAUCCAUCGAGAGUACCUUGACUCAACCGGCCGCAAACUUCAAGGUUGUGAGCUUGAUAGGACUCCGCACGGAGAUCGAACCGCUGGUCCAACCUAUUUCUCGAUUAUCAAACAUUAUACUGGCGGCGUACGAGCGUCAAUGUCGUGACAGCAAUCCUUUUGCAAUACUGGAUUCGCUCUAUAUCGGAUGCUGCGAAGCUCAUAUGGCAGGAGACGAGCGACUGUGUACGGUCAUAGGAGCUGUGCUGUUUGCCGGACUCCGCACAUAUAUCAAGCCCCUUGCUGUAUGGCUUCAAACGGGCACUCUGUCGUCUUCGGACAAUGACUCAUUCUUCGUUCAAGAUGCUCGGCCCGAAUGUGAGCUGCAUGAGCUUUGGCAUAAACGCUACAGCAUUGAGGAGGAGAAUGACGGGUCUCUGUCUGGCCCGGCUUUGAUGCAGCCGUUCGCCGCGCAGGUCUUUGAGAAGGGCAAAUCGAAGGCCUUCCACAAAGCCUUGGUUCUUGCCAACAGAGUUGCGCAAGAUGAGAUCAUACCCACUGCCGCUCCCGAGCUGGACCAUGAACGGGUUUGCCAGAUCUUAGAGGACAACCCGCUGCAACCAUUCUCUGAGCUCCUUCACAGCGAGAUACGUACCUACCUAAUAACGGUGGAUCAAGGCAACAGCGUCGAUCUGACUGCCACGCUCCUCGAAGACGGCGGGCUGCUGAAGAUCAUGCAUAUGAUAGACAGCAUAUACUUUGGCCAAGACGGCUCAGUCAUGCAAGCCUUCGCAGAAACGCUCUUUGACCGCAUACACCGGCAUCCUAAAGCGUGGUGUAAUCGCUCAAUGUUGACUGAAAUUGCGCAGAGCACGCUUAGCAGCACCUCUGCGGUGGAAGCUGGCUGUCUCGCCGUCAGCCUUGGGAACCGCAGCGAGCGAGCGAUGACAGCAUCAGUCGUCAGCCUCCUUCAAGACCUAGAACUCACUCACGCACUACCAUGGCCGGUUCAGAACGUGACACGCUCUGCUUCUUUACCUUCGCACUCCGCGGCCUUCACACUUCUUUUACGAGUCCGCUAUGCCAUCCACUUGCUGUCCCAGCAGUUUUUUGACCUGCGGAAAGUGCGAAACUUCACGGCCAUGCAGCACGCUACGCUCAAACUGCGUGCUCGCUUUCUCUGCUUCCUCAAGAAUUUGGACUCGCACAUAACCUGCACAGCUUCUACUUUACAUACCGCGAUGACCGCUCAGCUCCAUUCAGCAGAGAACAUUGAUGCCAUGGCAGCUUUGUGGACGGCAUACGAGCGGCGCUUGGGAAAGUGUUUGCUCCUCGCUACGUCUAUGGCCCCGCUUCGAGACGCUGUCACGGAGGUUCUGGAGCUCUGUGAGUGCUUCGCAGCAUCGUGGCGACACGCGGGCUUGGUACAGGGCGCUAAAGCUAUGGAAGGCGAGUUCGAGAAGUCGCUAGCUUUCCUGGUGGCUGGAUUGCGAAGCUUGAGCCGCGUUGAUGGGGAGAGUGCGCUGGAUAUGCUUGCUGAGAGGCUGCAUUGGCGAGUCGGCUGAGAUUGGUAAGGGCCUUCUAACAGAGCAAACAAUGAAAGACACGUCACGGUCGUACAGCAUGUCUAGGACAUGUGCCUCCAUUAGGAUGCUUCGCCCUCUCUGUGCUUGAGCAAGUCGCCAGGGCCAGCACGAGGACAAGAAGCCCACAUCCUUAUUCAACUUAACACGAUAUCAUGAUGGGCUCGGGCAGCAUCGAACCCGCACGGACACAUCUCUCGGCUGCC